AAGAGCUAUCGAUUAUUUCUACUCUUCUGCGGUAUGUGGCCGUACGACGAGUCAGUAACAAAACUGAUCCUGAGGGUUCUAUACUCGAUGAAUACUGUAUUCUUCCUACUGCUUCAGAUCAUCACAAUAUUCAACUCGGAAGUGUUUCUCGAUUUAUUAAUUGCGUUAGCUCCAGGCAUAUUUCUUGAGCUACCAAUAAUAGUGAAGUUUCAUUUAUGUUGGAUAAAAGAUGAUUAUUAUAAGGAGAGUUUCGACCACAUGAGAAUUGAUUGGGGCAGAUUAAAAGAGGCUGAGAAAUUACCGUUGAAACAAGCGUAUGGAGAAUUUGUAUUUUAUUCUAAAUUCCUUUUCUUGUUCGCCUACGCGCCAAGUGUUUUAAUCAUGGUAUUCCUAUUUUUUCCAAAAAUUACUUCUUUCGAUGUUCCUUUGAAUCAAUCACGGCCUAUCGACUUAAAUUUUCCAAUCGAGUAUUUCGUCGAUCACAACAAAUACUUCUAUCCUGUCAUAAUUCAUAUAAGUCUGUCAGUUUUGUUAUUAUCAACUGUACAGAGUGGGGUCGAAGUCUUAAAUUGGAUAAUACUACUGCAUAUGAUGGGAAUGUUCCAUCUACUUGGGUACUUGUUGGAACAUCUAUUCGACAAGCCAGAAAAUACCAAUGAUAACAUUGACUUGAAUACGGUUUAUUACGGAAGAAUAGUUCAUAUUAUAGAUGUGCACAAAAGGAACUUAAAACUAGGCGACAUAUUGGCGCGGUGCUAUCUCGAAUCCGGAAUAAUUCAAAUGUUUCUGAUUAUACUCUGUAUUACUAGCAUAUUGUUGAAAUUGAAACGUAUUGUGUCACCGAUAGAGGACAUUCGAGUUGUUAUCGGUCACUGCACAUUUUCCAGUAGUGUUAUAAGUGCCACAUAUCUCCUUCUACUGAUACCACAAAAAGUACAUGACACCAGUAGCGACAUGUUUAUCAAGAUCUACUGUGGACGUUGGUACAUGGCUCCAAUAAAAUCUCAAAAAUUGUUGCUAAUUCCAAUGCAGAGAUAUAUGAAACCGUAUAAGCUCCAAUACAAAACCUUAAUAAUCGCGUAUAGCCAAACAUUCGCAAAGAUAGUGCAAGCUAGUUUCUCGUACUUCGCGGUCUUAUAUUCUUUACAAGAUUAAUACUGAGGAUGAACGUUCAUUAAUUGUUCAUUCAAUCAAAUUUCAACGUAACAUCGUACAAUGUGGUGGAGUAAUAAAAUGGGUUAGGUACGGUGAGCCAAUUAAAUCGACUAUGUUGUGUAAAUGUAAUCACGUCUUAAUUAUAGACUUGCUCGGUUCAAUACGAUUUUGCUACCCAAUGUGUUGUAUUUUGUAACUAUAAUAAUCG
This is a messenger RNA of Ceratina calcarata, 1363 nucleotides long. RefSeq lists its product as uncharacterized. The record is from RefSeq and is a predicted model, not a curated record. Bases 34 to 1155 code for a protein of 373 amino acids. Lineage: Eukaryota; Metazoa; Arthropoda; Insecta; Hymenoptera; Apidae. Gene Ontology annotation, molecular function: olfactory receptor activity; odorant binding. Gene Ontology annotation, cellular component: plasma membrane. The transcript is spliced from 9 exons. Gene Ontology annotation, biological process: sensory perception of smell; detection of chemical stimulus involved in sensory perception of smell.